AUGGCGACCAUCAAUAUUGGCUGUUUAUCAGAACAAAAGAGUCUUCCUGAUUCAGUAUUAAAACUUUAUCAGUUCUGGAAAACAACAGCUUAUAAUAUUGGUGGACAAAUAUUCAAAUUAGAUGAUAUGGAACAUGGCAUUUUAAGAGGAAAUAGAUCCCACCCAGCAUGUGAAAAACUUCAUUUUAGUGAAAAAGACCCAAGAUUAAAAUUUGUGUGUAAAACUGUAGAUCCUAGAAUACAUUUUGCAUUAGUUUGUGGAGCUAAGUCAUGUCCGGCUAUUAAUGUGUAUACACCAGAAAAUGUAGAUCAUGCUUUAACAGAAGCCACUAAAAGUUUUUGUCGUCAAGAAGUGUCUAUGUUUACAGAAGUUGAUGAGAUUUGGUUGUCUAAGAUAUUUCAGUGGUAUCGUCAAGAUUUUGGAACCACUGAUACUGAUGUUAUAAGGUGGAUCAUACCAUAUUUAGAUCAAGAACAACAAGAUAGAGCCAAUCUCUUACUGUUAAAGUUAGAAAAAUUUGGAAAAGUAGAUAUCAAAUAUAAUGAAUAUGAUUGGUCAUUGAAUAAAUUGGACAAUCAGAAACAAAUACCAGUACCGAAACUAAUUUCAGACCAGACUGCUUCUAAAUGA
Messenger RNA from Lottia gigantea (owl limpet), 630 nucleotides. RefSeq lists its product as hypothetical. Bases 1 to 630 code for a protein of 209 amino acids. The record is from RefSeq and is a predicted model, not a curated record. The transcript has 5 exons. NCBI's taxonomy places the organism in Eukaryota, Metazoa, Mollusca, Gastropoda, Lottiidae.